Molecule: messenger RNA, 9189 nt
Organism: Salvelinus namaycush (lake trout)
Lineage: Eukaryota; Metazoa; Chordata; Actinopteri; Salmoniformes; Salmonidae
Exons: 33
Coding region: 153-8315 (2720 amino acids)
Source: RefSeq, a predicted model, not a curated record
CGUGCCCAUCCAGGCUCUGUGAAAGAGGUAAAGGAGUCUGAUGAGAGGAGGAGCGAAAUACUGCUGGACCUGGCACAACAGGCUGAGAAAAUACAUGCCAUGGGGCGUCUACAGCCUUAGUGAUCUUGAAGGCGAUCAAGAAGAGAUUGAACAUGGGAGAACUGAUGCCCCUGCUACCACCUGGCAAGAAACUGGUUCCCACCAGUUCGAUCAGAGACCAGAGCCAGACUACCCCAGAACCUGCCCCUGCAUCUGUAGGAGAGGAGAAACAGACCAGGAAAGAGACUGACAAUGAGACCGAGAUGGACAGGGAGGACACCCCAGAAACCAUUCAAAUGACUCAGGAGACUGGGGUGGAAGUGGACAAACGCAUUGGCAAAGAAACCUGCAGUGACCCCAGUAAAGACACUGGCAGAGAGACCAGUAAAGACACUGGCAGAGAGACCAGUAAAGACACUGGCAGAGAGACCAGUAAAGACACUGGCAGAGAGACCAGUAAAGACACUGGCAGAGAGACCAGUAAAGACACUGGCAGAGAGACCAGUAAAGACACUGGCAGAGAGACCAGUAAAGACACUGGCAGAGAGACCAGUAAAGACACUGGCAGAGAGACCAGUAAAGACACUGGCAGAGAGACCAGUAAAGACACUGGCAGAGAGACCAGUAAAGACACUGGCAGAGAGACCAGUAAAGACACUGGCAGAGAGACCAGUAAAGACACUGGCAGAGAGACCAGUAAAGACACUGGCAGAGAGACCAGUAAAGACACUGGCAGAGAGACCAGUAAAGACACUGGCAGAGGCACAAUAACUAAAGCUAGUCAAGAAACCAGAAAGGACAGCAGGAGCAGAGGGAAAGAUGAGGCAGAAAAGAUAAUCAAGGAGAAAGAGAUGGAGAGAAAUGUUGAGAAAGAGACUGACAAAAAAGAGACCAGUACAGAGACUGUCAAAAAGUUAGGGAGUAAGACUAGAAACAUGACAGUCCAUGAGACCAGCAAAGAGACUGGGAAAACGACCAGUACAGAGACUGUUAAGGAGACUGAGAGAGAGACCUGUAGAGCUGUUAGUAUAGUGGCCAGUAGAGCCAGCAAUAGAGAGACUAAAAGAAAGCAUGCUAAAAAGCCAGAGACUUGUAAAACACCUGAAAAGAAGACCUAUACUCAGACUGUGAAAGAAAAAACUAAAGUGACUCCUCCCCCCAUCUCCCUUCCAACCACUGAUCUGUGGGAUUUCCUGAAGAAGCAGAACCGAGAGGCUGUGAUUGGUCUGAGUGCAAUCAUCGAGUGCCACAGUCACGGCCAGCCCCCCCUCUACCUCUGCCAGGUGUGUGGGUGUAAAGUCUUCCAGAACUGCAUCAUCGUCCAUGUAACCACAGACUGCCACCGACUUUCCUACCUGAGGUCGCUGAAGACAGUGAUUGUCCCCAAAGGGAACCAGCUCCAUAGGAAGUUGAGGAGAGCUGCCUUGAAGCUGGAGAAGACCAUGGGAUAUGGAGAGGCUGAGGUAAUGGAGUUGGAUGCACACACAUACAAUUUUGUUGCAGAAAGAUCCUUUCCCAUUGGCCUGAACAUUGUAAUGAAGGUCAUAAAUGGUGACCCUUCACCUGACCCCCGACUGUUGGUCAGCCCUGACCCCUCACCCAAGGUCAGCCCUGACCCCUCACCCCAGGUGUCAGAGGUCAGCAACCCCACAAUGACCUCUACAGCUCUGUUGUCCUACCUGAAUGCCUCCACCAGGACACAGCCUGUCAUCGGUGUCAGUAUGUUGACAGAGUUGCCAGACAGACAUGGUGACUACUUCCUCUGCCGCUGCUGUUCUCACAGGAUGUUUACUUCAUCCCUCAUUGGACACCUAAUCUCUGCUCGACACCGCUACCACUACAUAAAACUAGUGUACCCUGAGCUGGCUGCUGAUUGGCCAGUGAGCCCAGAGCUGACGGUGAAGGCGGGGCCUCUUCAUGAGGAGCUGAGAGUGAGAGCUGCAGAACUGGAGGCACAGGAGGGACUAGGACAGCCCACGGUGGUAAAGAGAGAACCUGUUGCUGGAGACACAACCACUACCAAUACUGAAGGGACUGCCCAGCAGAGCCAGAACAGCUCACCUCCUCUCACUGUGAAAGAGGAACCGGUUGACUCCACAGUACCGUCCCAGCCCCCUAGAGGAGAGAAGAGGAACAAGAGGAGGAGCAACCCUGUGGUUGGUGUGAACUUCCUGGUCCAGGUGUCCCACAGGAGAAGGAAACAGUACUACUGUCAGCUAUGUUCUGUCAGGAUGAAACACGCUAUUGCUGAUCACAUGACCAGCCUCAGCCACCGACACAACUAUGUGAGGUUGAAGUACCCUGGUUGGACCUCCAGCCCGGUAGAGAUGGAGAAGAAGCUGUUCAAAAUGGCCGUUCACCUGGAGAAGGUCGACAGAGACGCAGGAAUGGGCAUGCAGAAGGUAGAAGUGGAAGCUGAUGAGUACAAAGAGCUGUUGUCCUUUCCUGUGGAGGAAGCUGUCAGUAAACUGCAAGCCAUCAUCAGACGGCAACAAGAGCCAUGCGAUCUGAGACACACAGCUCCCUCGACCAAUCACAACCCAGAGGAUCUGAGACAGACAGCUCCCUUGUCCAAUUCCGAUGCAGCCCAAGGUCCAGCUCAAGGUAUGUGUGGGGCAGAGUCACGUGAGACCGAGGGAGUGUGUCCUCUCCCUGUCAGUCUAUCAGAGGAGGAGAAUGACCAGACGCCCCAGAGGCUCCUGGUUCAGAUCUCAGUGUUUUUGGGAGAAGACCAGGAACCCCUACAAGUACCUUCCCCAUUCCUCCAGGAUCAGCCAUCCCUUACUUCCAUCCCUCUCCCCCUCUCUUCCUCAAUCCCCCUUUCUACCUCUCUUUCCACAGUUGUCCUAUCUACCUCACCCUCCCUCUCUUCCUCCAUACCAUCCCACACGCCCUCUUUGUCCACAGAGAAUACGACACACCCCUCCCCUGUCUCUGUCCCUGUUCCUGCACCUCUCUCAGCUCUGAGGAGCUCAACACAUUUGAAGGACUGGGAGACUUCCCUGAGUCCAGAGUGGUGGGAGAGGAAGAGCCCAGAAUGCAGAGAGACACAGAUGCUUCUAGAAAUACCAGACAGACACACUCUUCUGGAAUACUCGGACAGAGACAGACAGGCUCAUCUGGAAUACUCUGAGAGAGUCAGACGGACAGACUACUCAGAGAGAGACAGACAGGCGGACUACUCCGAGCGAGACAGACAGGCGGACUACUCCGAGCGAGACAGACAGGCGGACUACUCCGAGCGAGACAGACAGGCGGACUACUCUGAGCGAGACAGACAGGCGGACUACUCUGAGCGAGACAGACAGGCGGACUACUCUGAGCGAGACAGACAGGCGGACUACUCCGAGCGAGACAGACAGGCGGACUACUCCGAGCGAGACAGACAGGCGGACUACUCCGAGCGAGACAGACAGGCGGACUACUCCGAGCGAGACAGACAGGCGGACUACCCCGAGCGAGACAGACAGGCGGACUACCCCGAGCGAGACAGACAGGCGGACUACCCCGAGCGAGACAGACAGGCGGACUACUCCGAGCGAGACACACAGGCGGACUACUCCGAGCGAGACACACAGGCGGACUACUCCGAGCGAGACAGACAGGCGGACUACUCCGAGCGAGACAGACAGGCGGACUACUCCGAGCGAGACAGACAGGCGGACUACUCCGAGCGAGACAGACAGGCGGACUACUCCGAGCGAGACAGACAGGCGGACUACUCCGAGCGAGACAGACAGGCGGACUACUCCGAGCGAGACAGACAGGCGGACUACUCCGAGCGAGACAGACAGGCGGACUACUCCGAGCGAGACAGACAGGCGGGCUACUCCGAGCGAGACAGACAGGCGGACUACUCCGAGCGAGACAGACAUGCGGACUACUCCGAGAGAGACAGACAUGCGGACUACUCCGAGAGAGGCAGACAGGCGGACUACUCCGAGAGAGGCAGACAGGCGGACUACUUAAGGGGAAACAGACAGACGGAAUACCUGGCAUCUCAGAGCUUACAUCAGACUACAGAGCACUGGGUGACAGGGCAAGUGACCUCCAUGGACACAAUGCUGUACAGUACUCCAACAGAACCGGACGAAGACCAAGAACACACACAUCAUCACAGUGAACACACACAUCAGCACGGUGAACACGCACACUUUGAGCAGGCCCCAGCAAGCUGGCUCAGUGUUCCACAGGUGUAUCUGCUGCCGGACACACCCGCAGCAAAGAGGGUUGUCGGCCCCAGCCACCUGUCCAAGUACCUGAAAGUGAAGGGCCUUCACAACACAGAACCGAUCAUAGGUCUGGGCAGUGUGGUGGAGUGUAGAGGUAUAUCCCAGGCUACGUUUUUCAUAUGUGUGAGCUGUGCUGAGACUCUCUCCAGUACACACAUCUGUGAACACAUCAUCAGUGCGCAACACCAGCAGUGCUACAUGUUUUCCCAGUAUAGUCCUAUGCGCUGUGAUUGGUUGAGAGAGCAGCAGCAGCCUCCGAGUCCACAGCUCCUCAGGAAGGUCGCUUCAGCACUGUCACAACUGGAGGUGGAUCUAGAUGCACAGGUGAUGCUGCUGGAUCAGAUGUGGUAUAACCUUGUGCAGUCAGCUCCAUUCUACGAAGCCAUGAACAUGCUGCAGGAACAGAAUCAGAAUGCCCUGUGUCUACACACAGCAAGCAGACACCAGCUUUAUCCUCCACUUGGUCCUGACCCAGCACCGGAGCAGGGCUUUGACCAGAACCACAGAGUGAUGGAUAAACUGACCAUGGAUCAGAUUGAGCCCCAUCAUCCCCUGCAGACAGCAGAUACAGUGGCUGGUAAACUGACUGGAGAUCAGCUGGAGUCAGGCCAGUGCAUACAGACCGCAGACAGAUGGCCAGAUAAUCAGAACCCGGAUCAGCCCCAGUUGAGCCAGAGCUCAGAGAGAACAGAGCCAAUCAGAGACCAGACACCACAGAAUCAUAAUUCUGAGCCAAUCAGAGACCAGACACCACAGAACAUUGAGCCAAUCAGAGCCCAGAUGCCAAAGAAUUCUGACCCAAUAAAAUCCCAGACACCACAGAACACUGAGCCAAAAAGAGCCUGGAUGCCACAGAACUCCUCAGAACCACAUCUGGACCAAGACAACACAGUCAUUAUCAAACAGGAGCCUGUGGACCCCAAGAUGGAACCUCAGACCCAUCCUCAGACCCAGCCUGAGGUGGACCCCUUAAAGGAUUCCCUGUAUGGACACAGAGUCCAGUUCUCCCCAGAUGUACAGAACCUGGCUGGUGUGUGUGAGGUGGAGUACCCGGGUACCGUCCUAGGACACAGCCAAGAGGUGACACGUAUAGGAGGGGCCACAGAGAACUCCCUUCACUCCACCAAGAACCUGAGAGACUCCGUCAACAACAGCCUGCCUCUGGUCGGUCUCAGUGCAGUGAUAGAGUGUUGCAGUGAGGGCCAGGUGUCCUUCUACCUGUGUGUGUCGUGUGGCAGCAAAAUUGAAAAAACUCUACUCAUCAGCCACGUCCUCAAAUACAGACACCGACAGAUAUACCUGACAAUGAGGUACCCGUGGUAUUUCCUUGGUGUGGUACCAGCCCGAGGGUUGGCAGAACAGUCCAGACUGAUGCAGAUUGCUAAGGAGGUGGAGGAGCAGAACCAUGAUGAGCCUGGCACGCUACAGGAGGUGAUUCUGGCCCCUGCUGACUUUGACGAGAUCAAACGGAUGCUGUUUGAUAAAGCUGUAUCCCGUUUGCAGGAGAUCUGUAGAGAGCAGAACCAGACUGAACUCCUCACCAUGGUCACCAGCAAACCUGAACCAAUAGUGGUCAAGCAGGAGAUUGUGGAGUGCCAGGUGGUCUCCCAUCAGGCCUUGGGGCAAUUCCUACCGACACAGAGAUGUAGGAGAAACACUGGAAAGCGUUGUUCUAACGUUGAGGGGUCAGAGGUGAGGGGUCAGCAGCAGGUGAAGAAGAGAAAGGUGUCUAGCCCCCCUGAGGGUCACACUGCCCCUGUCAUCUGUCUGUCAUCUCCUGAAGUCACCAAGUCUUCUGACACACACACUGUCAACCAGACACACACCAUCACACCCUCACCCACACAAUCCAACACAAAGCCAAAACUCACACCCUCAUGCACACACUCUGACUCUCAAACUAAACUUAAACCUUCACGCACACACCCCAAACCCAAUUCAACCGCCCCAGAAUAUACUAGACCCAAACUCAUUCCCCAUUCUGCCACCAAGCCCUCCGGUAUCCCUGCCGACAGCCUGACUGUUGCCAAAGAGUCCUCUAGCAAGAAACCCACUCACACACUGUGCAAACCCACACACACACUAUCCAAUCCCCCAAAAACACUCUUCACCAGUAGCCAGAAGCUCACUGACAAACAUUCGGACAAGAAUGAGUCUCAGAAACAUACUGAAAAGGCUAAACCUACUCGCACACAAAGUGAACGCACACACAGAAACCGCACACACACUCGCAAACACAGUGACCUCACAUGCACUGACAAAGCCAAAGACAGACACAGUGACAGGACCAAACGCAGACACAGUGACCGCAAACACACUAACAGACAUUCUGACCACUCACGCUCUCACACCCUCUCUAAGAGACAUAAUCAUAGCUCCAGCCGUUCCUCCAAAGCCUCCCCCAUAGCUAGUCCCUCUGAGCCCCCCCUGCUCUCCCCCUACUCCCCCGCUGCAUUCUCCCCCACCAGAGCCACUUCUGCAGCGAGCCUAAGCCAGGUCAAACCCAGCCAACCAUCCUGCCUACUCAACAAACAAUUACCCAAACAGUCCAGCCAACCAACCAAGAGACCCCCAAACCCAACCUCAGCAGUCAGACCUCUCCAGACCCAGGCCAACCCUCCCAACAACACCUCUUACCCCCACCUGCACCCAGCAAGAACCGGACCCAGUACCCCCCCACCCGGACCCAUGACCCCCCAACCCCCGGCCAUCCCUCCCUGCCUCACUCCUCCACCCCAGCCAGACCCUGUCUACGCCUCUGGGGUUAAGAAGAAGACUUCCAUCGUAGACUGUGAUCAAUUUGUGGAAUACUUUGUCUCUUUGUUGCGCUCCCCCCACUUUCCUCCUGCCCUAACCACCCCAGAGAGGGCAGAGAGUGCUGAGGCUCAUACCAGGGCAACAGGCCCUAACCCUGGAGGGGAGGAGAUGAGGGGUGACUCAAAAGGUCAUGCCAUCGCCAUAGUGGCGGCAUUACCCAACCUGCUAAAAAGGAAGCUAUCCCUACAGGAACCCGAGGACAGAGACCCCUGGAACUACGAGAGCCGACAGUUCACCCCCAACUCCAAACCUAACCCCAACUUCCAGAACCCGAACUCCAAACCUAACCCCAACUUCCAGAACCCUAACUCUAACCCCAACUUCCAGAACCCUAACUCGAACCCCAACUUCCAGAACCCUAACCCCAACUUCCAGAACCGUAACUCUAACCCCAACUUCCAGAACCGUAACUCUAACCCCAACUUCCAGAACCGUAACUCUAACCCCAACUUCCAGAACCCUAACUCGAACCCCAACUUCCAGAACCCUAACUCGAACCCCAACUUCCAGAACCCUAACUCCAACUCGAACCCCAACUUCCAGAACCCUAACUCCAACUCGAACCCCAACUUCCAGAGUUCUACCCCCACUGCUAAUGCCACACUAGCCCAGGGGGGUUACACUGGAGGGGUUACAGUUUCCUCUAGCCCUAACCCCACUGGCCCACAGCCCCCAGAGAUUCUACCUGGUUACACCUACCCUGGUUACACCUACCCUGGUUACACCUACCCUGGUUACACCUACCCUGGUUACACCUACCCUGGUUCAGGUUACGCUGGAGUUGUCAGUGUUAGUCAGUUCACUUCCAACUCCCCCAUUAACCCUAUCCCCAGCCCCAGUAACACACAGCCACAGGCAAUGUGGUCUGGGGGCAACUGGGGAACAGGCUACCCAGAGGCAGGCUACCCAGGGGCAGGCUAUGUUACAACGGGUCAGGCUGGUACUUCCUACCCUGGAGCUGUCUCUUCUGGAAGUGGAGCAGGCUACCCUGGAGUUCUGCUCUACCCAGAGAUGGGCUACUCAGACAUGAACUGCCGUGGACAGGCUUACCCUAGGUCUGGGACUGGACUCGGCUCUGCUGGGACCACACCAUCUCCAGCCAACCCCAGCUAUUUGGCCUUGACCCAGCCAUCACUUGACCCAGCCAGCUACUCCGCCAGGUCUGCUACUGUCACCGGGGUUGCCAUUGAAACCAGCACAGCAGAGUAUCUGCCACGCCCUCAGUGAGGACCACGCCAGCCUAGAUUUACUUAACGUGAAGCACUGACUGCUGGACAAUCGCUGGACUUGGAGGAGACGCACACACAUACACACACACACACAGAUUGAUAAAGUAACAUUUUGUUACCGAAUGUCAGUUUUAAAAUGAACGAUUCUUGGUUUUCCUCUAUUUUGUAUUACUUAAAGGUAACCCUCUUGCCAGAGCUUGGUGGCUCAGCAUAAGUAGUUACAGCCCUGUGGGAGGGGCCGACUCUUGUCAGAACAAACUCCCAUCCAAUCACUUGAAAGCUGUUUAAUUUCCAUGACUACUUAUUGUGGCAUAAGAGGAGCAAACAAUAUUUUUUUAUGUUUACUACUAUUUUUUUACAUUUACUUUUUUAAAGAUACAAGACAGUAUAUUUUAAUGGCAAACCAAGCGAAUGUUAUACUCAAGCAAUGUUCACCAUUUAAAUAAGUUGAUGUUGAUGUUUUCUUGAAUGUGGAUUAUUAUGUUUAAUGUGAAUAUUAUUUUUGUAUCUUAUACGUUGGUAAUCCUUUAGACUCGUACCUGCAUACAGGUUAAAAAUGGCAGAUUUGGGGCACUAAUAAGCUCCUAAAUUGGAAUGUAGUGGCUGUUCAGUAACAUGCUAUACAUGACGUCAGAGCUCUGGCUUUGUGCCUCCCAGCUCUGUAUGGGUUUUGACUGACAGCCGUUCUGAACUUGAGCACCGUGCGCAACAAGAAGUUGCCCCCAUCCCUCCCGGUAACUGGCCAACUUUUGAAAUGUUUUUGUUGUCUGAGUGAGCGAAAUGCUAUAAAUUGAGAUCACUUGUAUUUUGAAAGAUGAGAAUUUGAGGAUUAUAAUAAAUACCGCUUUGAUGUCAUACAAGCAAGCUAAACA